Fusarium keratoplasticum is the source of this 1332-nucleotide messenger RNA. RefSeq lists its product as uncharacterized. Gene Ontology annotation, biological process: lipid metabolic process. NCBI's taxonomy places the organism in Eukaryota, Fungi, Ascomycota, Sordariomycetes, Hypocreales, Nectriaceae. The record is from RefSeq and is a predicted model, not a curated record. Gene Ontology annotation, molecular function: phosphoric diester hydrolase activity. Bases 1 to 1332 code for a protein of 443 amino acids. The transcript has a single exon.
AUGAAGCUCCAUCACCGAGCUCUCCUCCUGGCCCUCGCCUCCAGUGUACGGAUAGCAGCCCAGUCGAUCGAGCUCUCAGCCACAUCAGACCUCACCUUUGUUGAGGGCACGAGGACAGCCAGACUCACCAAGCAGACCGCUCCUCCCACUGGCGCCUACACUACAUACGCCUCUAAGAUCACGCUCAUCGGGUCCAGUAACACCGAGGACGAUGGCUUCACUAGCACACUUACCGGCCUGUUUCCCACCACAGACAUCACUACCGCAACCAACUUGACCGAGUCCGAGACAGGUACCGCGACUACCAAUGGCACCGAGACGGGAACAUCGACCACCACCAAGGCAAAGCCCACAAACACUCAGGCCUGCAACAACUAUGUCGAGCUGUGCAAGCGCAAAUACAGCAACAUCACUAUGAUCGGAUGUCAUAACUCACCAUUUGUGAGACCCGGAAACUCAGGCUCCAACCAGGAGCUCGACGUCACGACUCAGCUUAACGACGGUGUACGCUUCCUCCAGGCCCAGAUCCAGUGGCCCAGCAACUCGUCGGUUCCUCACUUCUGCCACUCAUCGUGCGAUCUGCUCGACGCCGGCCCCAUCACCGAAUGGCUCACAACUGUGCGCCAAUGGGUCGAUACCCACCCCUACGAUGUUGUCACCAUCCUUCUCGGAAACGGCAACUAUUCCCAUCCGGAUCUUUACGUCCCGUACAUUGAGCAGACCGGCAUCCUCAAGUACGUCUACAGGGCUCCAUACCUCCCCAUGGCUCUGGACGACUGGCCCACCCUGGAGGAGUUGAUUAUCCACGGAAAGCGAGUCAUCAUGUUCAUCGACUACGUCUCCGACCAGAAGAAGUACCCUUGGCUGCUCGACGAGUUCACCCAGAUGUGGGAGACGCCCUUUGACCCCUUGGACCGCAAGUUUCCCUGCACGGUGCAGCGACCCCCGAACCUGAGCGACAAGUCUGCCAAGAACCGCCUGUACCUGAUGAACCACAACCUCAAUGCCGAGUUCAAUAUCUUUGGCACCGAGAUCCUCGUGCCCGCCGUGGCCCUGCUCAAUGAAACCAACAACGUCACGGGCUACGGCAGCUUGGGUCUGGCCGCCAACAACUGUCGCUCUGACUGGGGCCGCGCACCCAACAUUCUCAACGUCGACUACUACAACUACGGAGGUUUCCCCGGCUCCGUCUUUGAGGUGGCCGCCCAGAUGAACAACGUGACCUACGACCGCGGCAGCUGCUGCGGCACCACGAGCUCGGCGUCUCUGACCCAGGUCGCUUCAUGGACCGGUCUGCUGGCGGCGCUCCUGUCGGCGUAUCUCAUGCUCUAG